Molecule: messenger RNA, 885 nt
Organism: Menidia menidia (Atlantic silverside)
Lineage: Eukaryota; Metazoa; Chordata; Actinopteri; Atheriniformes; Atherinopsidae
Source: the annotation of a GenBank genome assembly
AUGAAGAGAAGGGGUGUGCAAAGAGGGAGAGAGGGCCCGCGCUUGUGCCUUUCAAGGUGGGGACUCGCCCCUGCCAAGCAUGAGAAGCGUGCCUUCUCUGAGGCCACACCAGGAACCAAGAUACAGGCUGACGGGGUCACCUGUACGCUGGGUGAAAUUGUCAAUAUGGGAGCUGGCCCAGGAUUGGACCGGGUCGCAACAGUGAUUGUGCUUCAUACACCUGCCCUGGCUGCUGCCGUGUCGCGUUUCAGCGAUGAGGCAACGUCCGACCAAUCGGCUGCGCAGGUCCACAGGGGAGCGGGACAUGUUUGCUCAUUCUCUCACCAGAAGGGGCUGCUCUCAAAACCAAUAUUGACCCAGCUCCCCUGCAUGACUGUCUUUAGACCAGGACCUUGGAAUACAAAUCAAGCCAAAGCAGCCAGAACCACAGGCAGCCGGUCGAGGGCUGAGGCCAACAAUAGCCUGCCCAGGAUGGGGCUCUCCCACUGGGCUGGUGGAGCAGCUACUGUCCCUGGUCUCAAGCUGGUCCACAGAGGUCUGAUGUAUGAAAGAACUCAUGCUAUCCCACCCGCUUUAAUGAUUCCAUCUGAGAGGACCAAUUGUGUCUGUAUUCCAGACCCUGCUGAGUGGUGGACGCACGGCUCUGCCUCCCAGCAGCACUCCGGUGGGCUGUGGGGAGGCUCGCAGGAGUGUCUGGAAAGUUUGGCUUGGAAAGGUUCGGAUCCACUCUCCAUCCAUGAUGUCACGUCAUCAACACUGCGUGUAUUACGUGAUCUGAAGCACCGCUCUAUAUUUAACAAAUCAUGGGGCUUGCUUCGCAGCACGCUCAUGUACAAGAACGCCCACCAGAGUGGAUACAGCAUGGUUCUGCUGAGACUUCCAUGA